This is a messenger RNA of Klebsormidium nitens, 2148 nucleotides long. The record is from the annotation of a GenBank genome assembly. Lineage: Eukaryota; Viridiplantae; Streptophyta; Klebsormidiophyceae; Klebsormidiales; Klebsormidiaceae.
AUGGCUUCAGCUGCUCCCCACCAGCUGGUCUGCGUGAGCCCCGAGUGGGGUUCGCGGACUGAACCCCCCGACAGUUUGCACGGCAGCCCGAAUGCUGCGGCGAGCGCGCUCAAACGGCCGGUGGCGGGGUUGUGGAACGGGCUAGAACCGGGACCCAUUUUACAGGGUCCGAUUAGCUGGCCGCACUGUUUAGUCCAGUCAUCGAGGAAUGAUAAGCGGAAGAGCCGAUCGGCCGGCAGCUCGCGGCGGCCGACAGACGCGGAGUCGGGACACGGGUGUGGGUGCGACGCGCAUGAGGCUUUGUGUCAGGUGAAGGAGGAGCGGCCGUCGAGCCCGGCGCUCUUUCGGAGGUCCAAGAGCGACGGGAAGCAGCACCACGCGGCAUCCGAGCGGCACACAAUCGGAUGUCCGGACGAUGUACACCGUCCGUUGCCGCGGCAAGAGGAGUCGUUUCAACAGAUGUUCCGGACGGAAUGGGGGCCACACACGGGGAGGGGGGUCAAUUCAGAGGGGCCGGCGGGGGGGGGUCCGAGAGAGGAGGGAACUAGGGGGGGAGCAAGGUGGGAUGCGCAUGGUGCGAAAGCGGUGUAUCAGCGGCUGUACACGCACGCGCGAAAUAGGGAGACGCGUCGGAAGGAACGGGAGGAGCAGAAAGAGAAGCAAGAGAUGCAAGACGUCACCGGACGGCCCACGCUGAACCCCCUGUCCGCGAGCAUGCUGCGCCAAGCGCGCUCGUUCGAGGAGCGGCUGAGCGCGUACGAGGCGCGCGCGCGCCGGCGCGCGCAGGCGCUCAAGGACGAGGUCGAGGCGCGGCGGGCGGCCGAGGAGGCGGAGCACGCGCGGCCGCCGCGCAUCACGAAGCUGUCGAAGAAGCUGUCGCGGGGAGUCACGCAUUUGUGCGAGUGGGAGAAGCUGCGGUUGGCGCGGCUCGCGGCCGCGCAGGAGGAGAAGCGGCGGAAGGAAGAGGAGGCGCUCACGUUCAGUCCCACGCUCAGCCGGCGGUCGCGCAAGCUGGCCGCGCGCGCAUUCCGGCCGCCGCGGCUGCGGCUCAUGCAGCUUUCAAAACCCCGGCCUCCCUCCCCGCCCCCUCCGCUUCCCUCGUUCCGGCCCGCCAUCAACCCUAGUUCCGUUGCCCUGUUCCGUCACGGCUCCGUGACGGACCGGCUGCACUACCAGAGCCAUGCCUGGUACCGCCGAAAGAACUCAAGCCCGCAGAAGGAGUGGCGCGAGGAGCCCCCCGCGCCGCCCUAUCCAAACGCCGACUGGUUCGCAAACAACGACGAGUCGUGGGACCAGAUCUUACCGAUCGCUCGCGCCACGUCCGGCCCCGAUGCCCGGGACUGGAGCGAGGCGACUGCGCACGGCUCCAACAAGUGGGACCAGUCGCCCGCAAGCACGCGCCUGCACGUCGACGCCUGGGCCGAGGACGCGGCCGCGCUGCGCGCGCGCGCGCCGAGGGUCGAGCGGCCGUGGACGACGCAAGGGGGACGAAGCGGGGAGCACGCUCCGGAGAAGCCUCGUGAGGAACAUCAAGAAGAAGCUGCUUCGGUGCCAACGACGUCGGGCCGGGACCCGGCAAUCGAGGCCCUGUCUCCCGAGGGCGGCACGCGGCCGCGGCCGAACUCCGACCCGUCCAUACCGGGGGGGUCCCCCGGGCACAAUGAUCCGAGAGCCAAUAGCGGGGAAGCUUCGACCCGGGAGGAAGUUCCGGGCGCGGCACGGAGUCCCGGAAUCAAGCGGAGCCAAUCAUUCCGAGAGGAUCUGAAGGAGAAGGAAAAGUGGCGGACGAUACGUGAGAGGAUUCAGUCGGGGCCCAAGUACUGGCACCGGCUGCACGCGCCGAACGGGGCACAGCCAGAGGAGGCGCCAAAGCGCGGCGCGUUUCUGAAGCGGUCGAUGACCUUCUCGCCCGAGCAACUCAGAACGAGCGACCUGGAGGGGGAUCCCCCGAGCGCAGGGAUCGCGGCGGGGGCGACCGAGCAGCUCGCCACGACUAGGAAGGCGUCGCUCAAGAUAGUGAUUGGGCCGGACGAGAGUAGGGCCGGGGAAUCGAAUAUUGGGACAGGGGUUCAAAUUGGGGCAGAGGUGGGGGCCGUAACUAAGGUGCCGUACAGUUCGAAGUACCGAUGUCUUUUUGUAGAGGCUUGA